Molecule: messenger RNA, 738 nt
Organism: Raphanus sativus (radish)
Lineage: Eukaryota; Viridiplantae; Streptophyta; Magnoliopsida; Brassicales; Brassicaceae
Product: protein RKD2-like
Exons: 4
Coding region: 1-738 (245 amino acids)
Molecular function (GO): DNA-binding transcription factor activity
Source: RefSeq, a predicted model, not a curated record
AUGUCUUAUCAUAAACUUAAUGAAGAGAAGCCAUUCUCAUUUCUACCUUAUUCACCAUCCUUUGAUGAUAUUCACAGCUCGUUAACUUAUCCUUCGUUGGAGUGGGAAGAAGAGCAUCUUUUUAUGAACAACUCUGUUUAUGAAGCUUCUCCUUUGCCUACACCUUCUCUGCCUUUACCUGACCUUGAACCCUUGUCUCUAGAUGUACUCGAUUCAUACAGCUCUUGGAACUUAACAGAGCAGAACAGAGGAGAAGGUGACUUGGAGAUGAAUACUGAACAUGAAGCAGUGCAAGAGAAGACUAAUCAGAGGAAACUCAACAGAGACAUUACUACCAGCACAACCGUUUCAACACCAAAGGCAUUAUCCAUGGAAACUAUCUCACGGUACUUCUACAUGCCAAUAACUCAGGCAGCUACGGAACUUGACGUUGGUUUAACUCUUCUGAAAAGAAGAUGUCGUGAGCUUGGCUUUGCUCGGUGGCCUCAUCGCAAACUCAUGAGCCUACUAGCUCUGAUUAGUAAGGCAAAGCUGCAGAAAAUGGAAGGAGGAGAGAAGGCAGGAAAGCUCAAGAACGCACUGCUGGAGAUGCUAGAGAAUCGGAAGAGGAUGAUUGAAGAGAAUCCGGAUUUGGAGUUUGAUGACAAGACAAAGAGGCUGAGACAAGCUUGUUUCAAGGCUACACACAAGAUGAAGAAGAAGGCAAGUCUCAAGUCUGAUCACUUUAGUGAGUUUUAG